This is a messenger RNA of Lagenorhynchus albirostris (white-beaked dolphin), 2200 nucleotides long. RefSeq names its product eomesodermin (gene EOMES). Gene Ontology annotation, molecular function: DNA-binding transcription factor activity, RNA polymerase II-specific; RNA polymerase II cis-regulatory region sequence-specific DNA binding. The record is from RefSeq and is a predicted model, not a curated record. Gene Ontology annotation, cellular component: nucleus. The transcript has 6 exons. Gene Ontology annotation, biological process: endodermal cell fate specification; CD8-positive, alpha-beta T cell differentiation involved in immune response; positive regulation of DNA-templated transcription. The coding region runs from base 1 to 2112 and encodes 703 amino acids. NCBI's taxonomy places the organism in Eukaryota, Metazoa, Chordata, Mammalia, Artiodactyla, Delphinidae.
AUGCAGUUAGGGGAGCAGCUCUUGGUGAGCUCGGUGAACCUGCCUGGCGCGCACUUCUACCCGCUGGAGGGGGCGCGAGGCGGUGGCGGCGGGAGCGCCGGCCACCUCCCGGGAGCGGCCCCCUCGCCUCAGAGGCUGGACUUAGACAAAGCGCCCAAGAAGUUCUCGGGCAGCCUCUCGUGUGAGGCAGGGAGCGGGGAGCCCGCAACCGCCGGUGCGGGGGCCCCCGCGGCCAUGCUCAGUGACGCCGACGCCGGGGACGCCUUUGCCGGCACCGCGGCCGUGGCCAAGCCGGGGCCCCCGGACGGCCGCAAGGGCUCCCCCUGCGGGGAGGAGGAGCUGCCCUCAGCCGCCGCCGCCGCUGCCGCAGCCGCGGCCGCCGCCGCCAGCGCGCGCUACUCCAUGGACAGCCUGAGCUCGGAGCGCUACUACCUCCAGUCCCCCGGGCCUCAGGGCUCCGAGCUGGCCGCGCCCUGCUCGCUGUUCCCGUACCAGGCGGCUGCCGGGGCGCCCCACGGAUCUGUGUACCCGGCUCCCAACGGGGCGCGCUACCCCUACGGCUCCAUGCUGCCCCCCGGCGGCUUCCCCGCGGCCGUGUGCCCACCCGGCAGGGCGCAGUUCGGCCCGGGAGCAGGCGCGAGCGGCUGCGCGGGAGGCAGCGGCGGGGGAGGCGGCCCGGGCGCCUAUCAGUACGGCCAGGGGGCUCCGCUCUACGGGCCGUACUCCGGGGCAGCAGCCGCGGGUUCCUGCGGAGGACUGGGGGGCCUGGGGGUUCCCGGCUCCGGCUUCCGCGCCCACGUCUACCUGUGCAACCGGCCUCUGUGGCUCAAAUUCCACCGCCACCAAACCGAGAUGAUCAUUACGAAGCAGGGCAGACGCAUGUUUCCUUUCUUGAGUUUCAACAUAAACGGACUCAAUCCCACCGCCCACUACAACGUGUUCGUAGAAGUGGUGCUGGCGGACCCCAACCACUGGCGCUUCCAGGGGGGCAAAUGGGUGACCUGCGGAAAAGCCGACAAUAACAUGCAGGGCAACAAAAUGUAUGUUCACCCAGAGUCUCCUAAUACUGGUUCCCACUGGAUGAGACAGGAGAUUUCCUUUGGGAAAUUAAAACUCACCAAUAACAAAGGCGCAAAUAACAACAACACCCAGAUGAUAGUCUUACAGUCUUUACACAAGUACCAACCACGACUGCACAUCGUUGAAGUCACAGAAGAUGGCGUGGAGGACUUGAACGAGCCUUCCAAGACUCAGACCUUCAUCUUCUCAGAAACGCAGUUCAUUGCAGUGACUGCCUACCAAAACACCGAUAUAACUCAACUAAAGAUUGAUCACAACCCCUUUGCAAAAGGCUUCAGGGACAACUAUGACUCCAUGUACACCGCUUCCGAAAAUGACAGGUUAACUCCAUCUCCCACGGAUUCUCCUAGAUCCCAUCAGAUUGUCCCUGGAGGUCGGUACGGCAUUCAGUCCUUCUUCCCGGAGCCCUUUGUCAACACUUUACCUCAAGCCCGAUAUUAUAAUGGCGAGAGAACCGUGCCACAGACCAACGGCCUCCUUUCACCCCAACAGAGCGAAGAGGUGGCCAACCCUCCCCAGCGAUGGCUUGUCACACCUGUCCAGCAACCUGGGACCAACAAACUAGACAUCGGUUCCUAUGAGUCUGAAUAUACUUCCAGCACCUUGCUCCCAUAUGGUAUUAAAUCCUUGCCCCUCCAGACAUCCCAUGCCCUGGGGUAUUACCCCGACCCCACCUUCCCUGCAAUGGCAGGGUGGGGAGGUAGAGGUUCUUAUCAAAGGAAGAUGGCAGCUGGACUCCCGUGGACCUCCAGAACAAGCCCCCCUGUGUUCUCUGAAGAUCAGCUCUCCAAGGAGAAAGUCAAAGAAGAAAUUAGCUCUUCUUGGAUAGAGACACCCCCGUCCAUCAAGUCUCUUGACUCCAAUGAUUCAGGGGUGUACACCAGUGCUUGUAAGCGAAGGCGGCUGUCUCCUAGCUCCUCUAGCAAUGAAAAUUCUCCCUCCAUAAAGUGCGAGGAUAUCAAUGCUGAAGAGUACAGUAAAGACACCUCAAAAGGCAUGGGGGGGUAUUAUGCUUUUUACACGACUCCCUAAAGAGUUAUUUUAACCUCGUCAAAAUGAGCUAACUUUUUGCCGAUGGACUUGGUGGUGUUUUUUUGUUGUCUUCUUUGUCUAGGUUGCC